Messenger RNA from Mycosarcoma maydis (corn smut), 540 nucleotides. RefSeq lists its product as uncharacterized. Lineage: Eukaryota; Fungi; Basidiomycota; Ustilaginomycetes; Ustilaginales. The transcript is spliced from 4 exons. The coding region runs from base 1 to 540 and encodes 179 amino acids. The record is from RefSeq and is a predicted model, not a curated record.
AUGAUUUUUCAGAUAUCCUUGUUCAUCACCUUCAUAACCUUUGCACUUGGAGGCGACGACCUGGGAAGCACUAGGCCUAUCGUCAGGAAGUUUCAAGAGACCUUAGACUUAUGGACUGGGCUUAAAGAUAGCUGGACGUUGCCAGGAUUUCAUAACCCUUUCACCAACACACCGCCGACCAACGGCUGGAUCAGCUACCUGGAACAGCAAGGAAGAGAGGCAAUUACACGAUCAUACAACCGAUUCCCAUUAAGCGAGAAGUCAAUCGAAAGCGAAGCCGAUAUAGAGAGACUCAGAAAGUUCGUAGAUGAUCCGUUGGUCGAUCGAAUGUUCACGGUCCGACAUCCUACAGCACGAAGGGUAGCGGGCUUUCUGAUCAAAGAUUAUGCCAACCAGCUCGAGAAAGAUCCCCGCAAUGUUGCUGUCUACAACGCUCUGAAGCUUUACCAUGUGCAGAAGAGUCGUGCACUUGAAUACUUGCCGAGUUCCACCAAGCCUAAGACGCACAUUAAAACAGGAGACGCUGUUUCGGAAUCUUAG